UAAAUUCCACUCUCUUUAUGAAAGAAAUUCCACUUCCUAAUAUAAUAAUAAUAUGGCAUUACUACUCUUUUCCCAAUUUUCCCUUUAUCAUUUUGCAGAGCACCUACAUCUGUUUGGAUCUUCUUUCCCAACUAUGACAAAACCUAAAAAUCCCACUCAGAUUUCUUCUUGACCCCCAUUUUUGUUUCUUUCAAAAUCCCAUUUUUCUUUGUUGUAUUAUUUCUUCCGCAAAAUUGUGAAAAAACCCAUGUUUUUGUUAAUCAUAUUAGCACAGUUGCUGAUUUAUGGCAAUGCUUGAGGUCUAGUUCUUGUGGCAUGCUUAAAGUGAUGACGAGAGGCAUGGGGGUGGGCUUGAGAAGGGGACCCUAGAAAAUUGAGGUUAAUUGCUGUUAAUUUGCAUUCAUCUUCGUAAUGCUUGCCGAUAGACAUAUCGUUGAAGAGGCUCUUCGACGGGAUUUGGAGUCUCUGAGUGUAUCCAAGAAGCUUGCUAGAAGUGUUAGCCAGAAAUUACGGAAGAAGAGAAUUCACAGAAGUGCUGGUGGUGAAGAAGACACUACUAAUGGGUUUGCUUUGAGAUGUCUUACUUUAUAUGGAAGAGGGGGAGGUUGUAAAGUAGGGGCCGACACUAGUGAAGAAUUUGGAGAUUCAAGCAAUAGGAGGAAGUCAAGUGCCAGCGAAGAAGGGAAAGGAUACAAGCCCAUGUGCGGGGCUGAGGAGACAGGAGUUGAUUGCUUCUCCUAUGGAAGGAAGGAACGUUUUUGGAAACGAAAUAAUAGAAAGGAAAUUGAAUUUGAGGAAUCACAAAGAAACAGCAUAAUGAAUCUUUCACUUCCAGAUGAUAUUUUAGAGAUGUGUUUGAUGAGGCUUCCUCUUUCAAGUCUCAUGAAUGCUCGUCUUGUGUGCAAGAAAUGGAAUUACUUGACAACAACUCCUCAGUUUAUGCAGAUGCGGAGAGAAGGUCUGUAUCAGACUCCGUGGCUAUUUGUGUUUGGUGCUGUUAAGGAUGGUUAUUGCUCUGGGGAAAUUCACGUACUUGAUGUUGCACUUAAUCAAUGGCACAACAUAAAUGCUGCAGUUCUCCGAGGAAGGUUCAUGUAUUCUGUUGCCAGCAUGCGGGAUGAGAUUUUUGUAGUUGGAGGCUGUUCUAGUCUGACUAGUUUUGGAAGGGUAGAUAGAAGUUCAUUUAAGACACAUAAGAGUAUGUUGGUUUUUAGCCCCUCAACAAAAUGUUGGCGUAAAGUUGCAUCUAUGAAGCACGCUAGAUCAUCUCCUAUUCUGGGGAUUUCUGAGAUCAGUCUAGAUUGUCCAAUCAUUCAAAGUCAAUCAAGCCGCCAAGAUAGACGUUUUCCUAGGUCAAGGCUUGGUGGGGUCUCCGAUGUUUAUGAAGAUCCCCACCGGCUCUCAGUCAGACGACAGUUGAGAAGCUUGUCUGAUGAAAAUGCUGGUUUCUUGGCUCCUAUUAAAAAGCAAUGCAGGCCUUUGAGACAAAGAAGUGAGACUUCAAGCCUAAGGGACUGCAAGAGGUUUGUGCUGAUUGCUAUUGGUGGUCUUGGUUCUUGGGAUGAGCCUUUAGACACAGGAGAGCUAUAUGACUCUAUAUCAAAUAAAUGGAUAGAAAUUCAAAAAGUUCCUCUAGAUUUUGGCAUUGUUUGUUCUGGAGUUGUUUGCAAUGGGACAUUCUUUGUUUAUUCGGAGUCUGACAAGCUUGCUGGUUAUGACAUAGAAAGGGGAUAUUGGACUAUCAUCCAAACAAGCCCUUCACCCCCUCGUGUUCAUGAAUAUUACCCAAAACUUGUCUCGUGCAAUAGCCGUUUGUUCAUGCUUUCUGUUUCGUGGUGUGAAGGAGAUGGUCAAAUAGGUAGGAGAAACAAAGCCAUUCGAAAGAUGUGGGAGCUUGACCUUAUGUAUCUUACGUGGACUGAAGUAUCUACCCAUCCUGAUGCCCCUAUGGAUUGGAAUGCUGCAUUUGUUGCUGACAAGAAUCUCAUCUUUGGAGUUGAAAUGUUCAAAAUAUUUGGGCAAGUUUUGGAUUUUUUUACUGUUUGCGAUGUAUCUGAUAAGGUAAUGAAAUGGAGCCAUAUUUCGAGAAACCGUAUGGCUCAUGAACUUGAUGUAUCCUCGUCUGUAACAAAAACUAUCAUGGCUGUUCAUCUGUGACCCUCCUUCAGCCAGCUCAGAAUUGCCAGAAACUUGAAGAGUUCUGCUCAUUGGGUCGUCCUAUUAGUUGUUUAUGAAAGAAAAUGGCUAAAUGAAGCUGUUCUCCGUCAAACAAAGUGGAAAAAUUACAGUGAGACUCACACUAAGUGGAUUUACCAAAAUGCACAACCCUCUCAUGUUCGGCAGAGAACAUCUCUAAUAACUGUAGUAUGACUACUAUGUUUUUAGUCUCUGAUUGGGAAGCAAAGUUGUUCAUUUCAAAUUUUAUGGUUUUUCGGAUUAAUUCCAAGCAGGCUGAAGCUGGAUCCUUGAAUUGCCAAUGCUUUUUAGUAGUUAGUUCUGAAUUUUGAUUGAUUGCACAAUGUGGAAAACAGGGACUUCUGGGAUCCACACUUCAGAGUUUUCUCAUAAUUCAGUGUUAGUUGUAUCA
This is a messenger RNA of Beta vulgaris subsp. vulgaris (sugar beet), 2587 nucleotides long. Its product is annotated as F-box/kelch-repeat protein At5g42350. NCBI's taxonomy places the organism in Eukaryota, Viridiplantae, Streptophyta, Magnoliopsida, Caryophyllales, Amaranthaceae. The transcript is spliced from 2 exons. Gene Ontology annotation, cellular component: SCF ubiquitin ligase complex. Bases 412 to 2157 code for a protein of 581 amino acids. The record is from RefSeq and is a predicted model, not a curated record. Gene Ontology annotation, molecular function: protein binding.